AUGGAGCUAGAGAAGGCCUACGACCGCUACGCAGCAACCUACGAUCUCCUUGAUGGCGGAGACGCAGCCGAACAGCUCGGCUUCCCUGCCCUGCGCCAACAGCUGCUGCGCAGGGCGCAGGGCGCGGUGCUGGAGACGGCUAUCGGGACUGGCCUCAACCUGCCAUUCUACGACACUGCUGCGCUGGCGUCGCUCACCGCCAUCGACCUCAGCAGCGGCAUGCUGGCCCGGGCCCGGCAACGUGCAGAGCAGCUGGGCAUGGCAGACAGCGUGCAGCUUGUGCAGGCAGACGUGGAGCACUUGCAGGAGGCGCUAGGGGGGCGUGCCUUUGACACAGUGGUCGACACAUUCAGUCUGUGCGUGUUUCCAGACCCAGGAGCAGCUAUUCGCGAAAUGGCUGCAUGCCUGCGGCCUGGCGGUGUGCUGCUGCUGCUGGAGCACAGUCGCAGCGAAUUUGGCCCGCUGGGGUGGUACCAGGAUGUUACAGCGCCUGCGGUGAUGGCCGCCGGCAAAGGCUGCCGGUGGAAUGACAAUGUGUCACAGCACGUGGAGGCAGCAGGUUUGAAGAUAAAGCGGGUGGAGAGGCAUGUGGCUGGCCUCAUAGUUAGCGUAGUGGCGGUCAAACCGUCGGUAGGAGGUGUGCAAGUGUAA
This is a messenger RNA of Chlorella variabilis, 651 nucleotides long. RefSeq lists its product as hypothetical. Bases 1 to 651 code for a protein of 216 amino acids. The transcript has 3 exons. Gene Ontology annotation, molecular function: S-adenosylmethionine-dependent methyltransferase activity. NCBI's taxonomy places the organism in Eukaryota, Viridiplantae, Chlorophyta, Trebouxiophyceae, Chlorellales, Chlorellaceae. The record is from RefSeq and is a predicted model, not a curated record.